This is a messenger RNA of Haliotis rubra (blacklip abalone), 1719 nucleotides long. RefSeq names its product flavin-containing monooxygenase 5-like. The record is from RefSeq and is a predicted model, not a curated record. Gene Ontology annotation, molecular function: N,N-dimethylaniline monooxygenase activity; flavin adenine dinucleotide binding; NADP binding. Bases 1 to 1719 code for a protein of 572 amino acids. The transcript is spliced from 6 exons. NCBI's taxonomy places the organism in Eukaryota, Metazoa, Mollusca, Gastropoda, Lepetellida, Haliotidae.
AUGGGUGGAAGAAAGAGAGUCGCUAUUGUUGGAGCAGGCCUCUCUGGUCUGGCGGCCAUCAAGUCGUGUCUGGAAGAAGGGAUGGAACCUGUGUGUUUUGAACAAUAUGACGACAUUGGCGGUGUGUGGUACUACACCAAAGAAUACAGAGAAGGACAGGGCGCAAGAGCCUUCGAUUAUCUGAACACCAACGUCAGCAGGGAAAUGUAUGGGUUCAGUGACUUCCCUUACCCCUCCAACCUUCCGCCAUUCCUGAACCGCACCAUGGUCUACGACUACGUUCAGAGUUACUGCGAGACGUUUGGUCUUCGCAAACACAUUCACCUCCGAACCAGAAUCGUCAACAUAAAGAAGGCUGCUGACUACAACGUCACGGGAAGAUGGCAGGUGGAGACAAUGGAUGCCCAGAAGAAGACGAAAACGGAAAUCUAUGACUUUGUGAUGAUCUGUUCUGGCUUCUACAAGAAGCCCCGAAUUCCUCCUAUUGAAGGAAUGGAGACAUUCAAAGGGACCCUUGAACACACAUACAAGUUCAGAGAUGGUUUGCCCUACAAGGACAAGAAUGUUCUUGUCAUUGGGAACUCCCAUUCAUCCGGGGAUGUGUCAGUGGAGUCUUCCUGUUAUGCAAAACAGGUGUAUUACAGUGUAGGGGACGGAAUGCUCUUGUUGCCAUUGUGUGUCAGAAACGGACAACCGUGGGACAUAGCUGUCUUCAGACGGUCCAAGAUGUGGAAUCCAACGAAAUUCUUCAAGCUGUUGGUCGACACAUGCAAUGAGCGUCUUGAUCACAACAAGGCGGGCAUCGCCCCCUCAACUCCCCCAUCAAGGACCAGAGUAAUGCUCAACGAUAGAGUUCAGUAUAAAAUCAUGAACGGACGGAUUAAAGUUGUCAGUAGACUUAUCCGUCUUGGACCCCACGAAGCCGAAUUCGAUGACGGCACUGUCCUGAAGAACUUGGACGCCGUUUUGUUUGCAACUGGAUACGAUUUUUCAGUAGACUUUAUGGAUGAGCCAUUUCAAGGAAAGGAUCGAAAGCUGGGUCUGUACAAGAUGAUGUUCCCCCUACAUCAGCACCACACGCUGUCUGUUGUGGGUUGUGUGGACUCCGAUGGAUCGAUUCCAGCAUUGGCGGAGCUGCAGGGCCGAUUCGUUGCACUGGUGUAUACCGGCAAGCUUCGCCUGCCUUCACUGAAAGUCAUGACUGAGGUGACGGAGAAGAUGAAUGCAGAUAUCUUCGAAAAAUAUGGACGCUACAAAUAUCUGGUUAGUAAAACACCUGGCAAAUGUACCACUAACCCUCUGUCUUAUAGAACGACAUUAUUCCUAAUACAGUCGAUGCAUGACUUCCUAUCCAUCCAAAGAAAGCAUUUGAGACAAAUACCCAACCUUCCUUAUCGAGACGACAUUGCAAAGCAGAUGGGCGUUGCCCCCUCCUUGUUUGACUUGAUCAAGGCAGGUCCAAGACUCGCCUACCAAUACUACUACGGACCUGCCUUCCCAUACCACCAUCGACUGUGGGGGCCGCAUUCCUGGAGCGGAGCCAGAGAAGCGAUCGACAAUGCCACAGAACACGGGCACUAUGGCAAGCAAAUGCGACAUGUCCAAGGGCCGGACAUUCCUGCAACAAACCGCUUCCUCAGAUUCAUAAUUGUUUCUGCAAUGAUUGCCAUGUUGGCUUUGGCCUAUCAGAAGAGGGAAUGUUUCUGGUUGUCAGGGUGA